Molecule: messenger RNA, 2023 nt
Organism: Neofelis nebulosa (Clouded leopard)
Lineage: Eukaryota; Metazoa; Chordata; Mammalia; Carnivora; Felidae
Gene: AMHR2
Product: anti-Mullerian hormone receptor type 2
Biological process (GO): BMP signaling pathway; protein phosphorylation; cellular response to growth factor stimulus
Cellular component (GO): plasma membrane; signaling receptor complex
Molecular function (GO): ATP binding; transforming growth factor beta receptor activity
Source: RefSeq, a predicted model, not a curated record
GCAAGGUAAGUGUCUACAGGGUGGGGCAGGGCCUUUCCAAUCGCCCAUUGAGGGAAAGCGGGACUUGAAGCAGCAGCCAUCCCUUUGGAAGAAUCAGUGGGGUGGGUGAGUGAGGGCAAAAGGUACGUGUCCCCAUGGUGGGGUCAGGUUCCAGGCCUCUGCUGACCCUGUUUCCUCCUGUGGCUUUACCAUGCUGGCCCUGGGAUAUGAAACAUGUUCUGUCCCUCCUUUUGGCUGCUGCUUUUGCCCCUGCGUUCACUCCCAUCUUGAACCCUCCCCUCUCCCCACCCUGGGCCACAGCACCCCCAAGCAGGCGGACCUGUGUGUUCUUUGAGGCCCCUGGAGUGCGGGGAAGCACAAAGACACUGGGGAAGCUGCUAGAUGCAGGACCAGGGCCCCCCAGGGUUAUCCGCUGCCUCUACAGCCGCUGCUGUUUUGGGAUCUGGAACCUGACCCAACACCAGGCACAGGUGGAGAUGCAAGGAUGCCGAGACAGUGAUGAGCCAGACUGUGAGGCCCCCCACUGUGAGCUGAGCCCCCGAGCCCACCCUGGCCCCAGGUCCACUCUCUUCACCUGCUCCUGUGGCACUGACUUCUGCAAUGCCAAUUAUAGCCAUCUGCCUCCUCCAGGGAGCCCUGGGACUCCUGGCUCCCAGGGUCCCCAAGCUGUCCCAGGCGAGUCCAUCUGGAUGGUGCUGGUGCUGCUGGGGCUAUUCCUCCUCCUGCUGCUGCUGGGCAGCAUCAUCUUGGCCCUGCUACAGCGAAAGGCCUGCAGAGUCCAAGGUGGCCCAGAGCCAGAGCCAGAGCCAGAGCCAGGCUCAGGCAGGGACUGGAGUGCUGAGCUGCCCGAGCUGCCCGAGCUGUGUUUCUCCCAGGUAAUCUGGGAAGGAGGUCACACAGUGGUGUGGGCUGGGCAGCUGCAAGGCAAGCUGGUAGCCAUCAAGGCCUUCUCCCUGAGGGCCGUGGCCCAGUUCCAAGCUGAGAGAGCACUAUACGAACUGCCAAGCCUACAGCACGACCACAUUGUCCGCUUUAUCACCGCCAGCAGAGGGGGCCCUGGGCCCUUGCCCUGUGGGCCCCUGCUGGUACUGGAGCUGCACCCAAAGGGAUCCCUGUGCCACUACUUGACCCAGCACACCAGUGACUGGGGAAGUUCCAUGCGGAUGGCGCUGUCCCUGGCGCGGGGCCUGGCAUUUCUCCAUGAGGAGCGCUGGCAGGAUGGCCAAUACAAACCAGGUAUCGCCCACCGAGAUCUGAGCAGCCAGAAUGUGCUCAUUCGGGAGGAUGGGUCGUGUGCCAUUGGAGACCUGGGCCUUGCCUUGGUGCUCCCUGGCCUCACCCAGCCUCCCACCUGGGCCCCAACUCAACCCCGAGGCCCAGCUGCCAUCAUGGAGGCUGGCACCCAGAGGUACAUGGCACCAGAGCUCUUGGACAAGACUCUGGACCUACAAGACUGGGGCACGGCCCUCCGGCAAGCCGAUGUUUACUCUCUGGCUCUGCUCCUAUGGGAGAUCUUGAGCCGCUGCCCAGAUUUGUGGCCUGACAGCAGACCACCACCCUUCCAACUGGCCUAUGAGGCAGAACUGGGCAGCACCCCUACCACCUGUGAGCUGUGGACCUUGGCCGUGGAGGAGAGAAGGCGCCCCUACAUCCCAUCCACCUGGCACUGCUUCACCACAGACCCUGGUGGCCUGAGAGAGCUGCUAGAGGACUGUUGGGACGCAGACCCAGAAGCACGGCUGACAGCUGAGUGUGUACAGCAGCGCCUGGCUGCCCUGGCCCGUCCUCAGGAGGCCCGCCCCUUCCCAGAGAGCUGCACCCACGACUGCCCACCUCUCUGCCCAGAAGACUGCCUCUCACCUCCCCCCACUGCCAUUCUCCCUUGUAGGCCUCCACUGAAUGUCUGCUGCUUCAGCAUUCAGCAAGGCCCUGGUGCCAGGAGUCCUCCUGUACCAUCUCUCACCUGUAAAUAUGCAGUUUAUGUAUAACCUAUGUACAUGCAAACAUAAAUACGGUGAUCAGA